ACGCAAUUUCUGAACGAAUGAGUAAUUCAGUCAGAAAGACAGAAACGUCAUUUCAACGAUUGAUUUUCUGAAGUUUGUUUGCGUUUUUCCGCGAAGAUAUACACAGUUUUUCCACUAACCACAUUGCUAAAUAUGUACAAAUUAUCUUUGGCAGAUAUUGAAUAAUGUAAAAUAGCCAUGAACGUGCUUGAAAGGGCCGAAAAGGCCUUAGAAUACUUGAAAUCCGUCGAAGGCUCUACGAAGACUCAUGAGCUCCAGGCGGCAGCUGGAACGCUGGGGCGGUGUCUAGGCGCGUUAGGAAGUCGACAAAACUGUGCUAGACAUUAUGGAAAUCUUCUGCAAUCUGCCAUACCGACAUUAUUGUCCCUAGCAAGCAACGAUAGUGCGGAAAUUCGUCUAGUGGGUGAUGAAGCCUUGAACAGAGCAGUGGUGGGGGGAUUUGCGUUCCACUCCCACAAAACUAAUAUUAUCCUACAGAAUCAAAUUGAUCACACCAAAAACGCCAGAUGGAUCCGAGCAGCUCUCACAAGAAUCCUGCUUGGAGAAAGCUGGCUGCGUCCGGGUGUAGGCAAGAUCAGGAUGCAGGCCCAGCUCCUGUUCCCAAAACUCAGCCAGAUUGUACGGACUACAAGCGAAAUACAGCUUACUCUGGAGGCUUUAGAGAGCAAUUUGGAUCGAAUAUUGUCUGCGCUGGUUGUUUAUACUACAGAUGAGGAAAUUGCUGAACUAUGCUCUGCCCUGCUGACUCACGCGGAGAGCACGGAAGCAGGCGUGCGACGGCCAGCAGCCGCGUGUGUCGCACUGUUGUGCUCGCACAAGGACUCGGUGUUGGCUGAGGUGUGCUCUGCUGUGUUCAAGAAGCUGUGGCCGUCUACGACCGAUAACACGGUGAUUUUGGCGUGGUUCUGUGUGAUCAAGGCACUGUUUCAGACUAACGAUGUGUCGAAAUUCGCGGACAAUGACGUGUUUACGGUACAAGAUUAUUUGCAGCUUUACUACCUAUGUAUCCACUACAUAGAGCGAACCACAACCGAGCAUAACAUCCAAAACGCAGUACUCGAAUGCCUCAGCACUCUUCUGUCUCAAGCCAGAGGGGAAUACAGGAAAGCCUUGUUGGAAAAACAUCCGAAAAAAGUGUCCUUGGACCACAGGGAGGAGAAACGACAUAGGAGGAAUAUUAGUAAUGCAAGUCUAUCGUCUCGAGCGACUAUGGGUCCACUAUCAGAACGUGAUUCAGAUCUACUGUUCUACGGAGCCCUACAUUUGACUACACCCAGCCUUAGUGUUGAGGACCUUACCAUUCAGACACCGGACUCUCCGGCGAGUGAAAUGGACUUGGAUGAGAACACGGAACACUUGUCUAAAGAGCUGCUGAGUUACCACAAGAACCUGACUGAGAAGCUUCAGGAAAUCGAAGAGUCGGAGACCCGAGACGAGGACCACGUGGACCACGGAGGUUUUGAGAGUGGAGUUAAGGUAAAUAUAGGAUCGUCAACGGACGAUGACAUUCCACUGAAGUAUCUAGCGAGGUUGCUAGCUUCAAAGUUUCUUCUCACUGCCAACAAGGGAGGUGUAAUUCCUGACAGGGUUAUUCGAGUAUCAGUGAAGUCAUCGGCACUAAACUGCAUGUCGGAGAUCCUGCACUUGUAUCCGCAAGCCAUCACCAUCUACUUGGACAAAGAGGCGGAUGCCAAGUCACACAAUAUCUCCGGUUCAUCGGAAGGAACAGAUUACAACCAAGACCACAUAAACGAUUUCAUCUUAGAACGAAACGUGUGCUACCAAGACUCACUAACAGACUCCCUAACCCAGGACCUCCUGAACAGAAGCAUGGACAGCCACACACCAUCGCAACAACUAUCCAAAAAAGACAGCAAAUCACUAGAAAAAUCUAUGGACAGCGUCGAACAAAAAAGCUCCUCCAAAGACAUCCAAAGCAAUAUCUUAGACAGCAAAGUUUUUACCAAAGAAUUAAUUGCUAGCGCAAUGACGGAUAGCACCAACCCUAAUAUGACCAAUAGUAAUUUCACUACAAACUCGAAUAUGUCUUGCAGUAACGACCCUACAACUGGCUAUCCAAUGUCAAGCAGCGGUGACAUAUUAUCUUCAAGCAUAGAUUUAGACAUGAAAUUCGAUCAUUUCGGUGAAUCUACUACCAAUUUGGACCACCUAGAUGCUUUUAAAAGGGAAGAAAAGAAACGGGCUUUGAAAAGGACCGAUGAAGUCCAUAGCAAGGAUGCUCCUAUUAUAGAAAUAAGUGAAGAUGGAAAUUUCGAGUUUCAGCACAUGUCUGAUGUUUUUAUUCUUUUUGAAGAACAUUCGGACCCUCAGAUUAGGGGGUUAGUGAGAGUGUGUAUAGGGAAUUAUUUGAGUGCAGCGUUAGAACUUUCACAUGGGGAUUAUAAUAGGUGGAGGAAUGUCAGUGCUUUGACGAAGGAAGUUAGUGAUAAUAUCAGCGCUGAGAAGCUGGUGAAGAUCAUUUUAAAGGGUCUAACCGACGAAAUACAUUCAGCAGUGAACCACACGCUUUCAUCUCUAACCAAGACCGCUAUCGCAUUGGGCGAUGCGUCAUCCUGGCCUCUACUGUGGGAUUGUAUCAAUUCUCUUAUAUUUGUGGAGAGUAACAAGUAUUGGCUUUGCAAAGUUAAUUUGUGUAAGCUGUAUGAGAAAUUACCCUAUCAGAAGUUAUUUUUAUUGUACCCUGGUUUCCACGCAAAAAGUAAAAUAAUUGUAGAUACACUGUUUCGCCUUUUGGCCGAUGAAGACCAAAGAGUGAGACAGGCAGCUGCCCAAACUAUAACUAACAUAAUACCUAAAAUAUUCAUCUCAAAACGGCACACCCCUACCACAAUGCUCGCGCAUCUGACCAAAGAGCAGAGCCAACUGUUCACUUUCAGCCGUCCAGGGUUGUCCCUCGACCUGGUCAAAGAUAUGUAUUUCUACUUCGAUCUGCCUGAGGAACUAAGAACCGGAGAUACAUUGAAGGGUGGAAGUUUGAGGGUCGUUGUGGGCGACGUUAUGUGGCGGCUGAUCUCGUGCAAUUGUAAAUUCUAUUCGCAAGGGCUACUAGAAUGCUUACAAGCCAUAUGUAAGAAGUGGUUGCCAUGGAAACACAAGGAGGCUUAUUCGGACCAAGGCAUCUUGAGCUACUGCCUCGAUAAUCUGGACUACUGCAAUGGAAGUGUGGCCAGGAGGACAUUGUUUCUUGAUAUUUGCAGGCUGGUAUAUCCUGUUGAAAUCCACAACAUAAUGUACAAGAAAACAACCACGGACAUAUUCGAACGCGACUCCCAAACUAAAGACAAAUGGCAACACCUAGACGACGAACGAGUAUCGAGCUCAGCGGAGAAGUUUCUGCAAGUGACGUUGAAGAUGCUGAACGUGCUGGUGCAUUUGAUUGAGGAUAUUAACCCUAAUGUGCAUUUGAAUAAGAGUGGUAUUGCGCUGCCCGGGAGCCCAGUUAGGAGGAAAAGUACUGAACCUCAACCCCGUCGCGGCAGUGUCCCAGACGGCGCAGACGAGAGAAACAUGCGCAAGCGUCUCCCCACACCCGCCGCGAGCAUGCGUCCGACUUUCGCGGGACACUUCUUUACCGAACCCUUCUAUAUGAAGCUGUAUGACAAUCUGAGGGCUACAUACUCUAACCAUAAGAUAAACCUCGACCCAAAAAACAGUAUGUUCUACGAAUUCCUAACAACAGUGCUCGAUUGCCUGGCUAUACAACUAGAACUUUCAACUGAACGCGAAUUUGGUUCCGUCACAGAGGAGUUACUCUACUACCUCAAAGUUAUUAUGCCACUUCGUUCCGACACUACUGUGUAUUGCAUAACACAGUUAUUAAAAUGCUUAUUUGGUACUAACAUGAUAACGGAAUAUAAUGACUUCAUGAGUAUAGUAGCUUUACCAAAGACUGAAGGCAAAGUUACAUUUUACGAUGACGUUAUGUUAAUUAAUUCUUUAAGUCCUAUUGAAAGUGAAUCUAGAAGGAACAGUAUAUGUUCGAAUUCUAGUCAAAAGUUGGCGUUAGAUAGUAAAAAUCCGGUAAUGAUGGAAGAGCGAAAAAUGUUGAUAGCUAUGGAGAAUUUCUCUAAGAAUAAGAUGGAUAGGAAGUGGAGUACUAAUAAAAAGGAGUUGGAGAGAUAUAUUAGGUUGUUUGAACCGGUUGUGAUACAAGCUUUAAAGAGCUAUACGAUGCAAAACGAUAUACCACUCCAAUGUCGCGUGUUAAGCCUUCUAAGCCAGUUGCUAACUCUGAGGGUCAACUACUGCAUGCUUGACAGUGAGCAGAUCUUCAUCGCGUUCCUUAUCAAGCAACUUGAGUAUGUGGAACAACAUGAGAUACCUAAUUGCUGUGAUCUAGUCCAUAGUAUACUGAUGUUCUUAGUUCAACUAUCUUCCUCGAAACACCAUACAAAGCAAAUCAUAGAAAUUCCUAAGCUAAUACAAUUAUGCGACGGUCUGAUGGCAUCUGGUAAUCACUUGGAGUGUAUAGCGGGUUUGGAGCCAGUCAUCGUCAAAAUUUUCAGCAAUAUGGGUGGUGGUAGUGUAUUGGGAAGGCAACAGCAACAAGAAGCGCAGGCUACAAGAGAAGUCCUGUUUUCAAUGUUGCAAAAGACUAUGGACCGACAAAAGGUUCUGGAACUAGUAUCCUGCGUCCUCUGUCUCUCCCAAGAUCACCCAGAAAGCUACUACCUCUGGUCCGAGCUGGCCUGCAACACCCUACUGAACCUACUGGCGAGCGCGUCCAUAGAGCUGGACAGCCGGCAUGCCAUCGCGUCGCUGGAGAGGCUCGUGGAGUCCGUGUAUAAAGACGUGCUGCUGGAGCAGAGCAGGGUGGAGAUGCUGCUCAAGAUAUUGUUCAAGGCGCCUGAACAGACAGCGACUCCCCGCAAACUGAAAGUCCGCUACCUCGCCAUAACAAUGGUCAUCCUACGAAAAAUACUCGUUCUCAUACCAGAGAGUGAAAUACUACUAUCAAUAAACUACCUCAAAUCAUCCCACAUUUCCCCACAAUCUAUAUUUUUCAACGUCAAACCUGACGUGGACCCGCUAAACGUCCAAAAUGUCAACGAGAACUGCGCGAACUUAUCGCCAGAUGUCAUUCUAGUCAGGUUUUUGUUCAAAACUUUGACGUUUGCGAUAACUGAAGUGGAUAAUUGCCAUGAUGCGAUUGAGCUUGGCGAUGAAGAUGAUAGCCAUAAUGGCUUGCUGUAUGCGGUGUGCGUAAAUAUCAUUGUGCAAGUGAAGCAUAUGCUGCAUUUAACAAGUGGAUGCCUCUUCCCCUUAACAGCCAAAACCGCGCAAAGCAUUCUGCACAACGAACAGAGCGGCCUCAACACCGGCCUGUACAGUCCGGACGAGAACAUCCCGCUGGACCUGCUUAAUUUGAUAUGCCUGCGCGCCGCGCACAGGACGCCGCUGCUGACUGUACAUUGGUCGCAUUUGUUGAUAAGGCUAAACUUCCUAUCCCACAAAUAUUGGCAGAAAUUGAUCGGUUUCGCCCGCGACCUUCCAUUGGGAGGUGGCGAUACUCGGCCAUCGCCAGCGAACGCCUUACAAACUGCCUGCGUUCUGGCGUACUGCGAAUAUUUUGUAGAGAACGGUCUCUCGGAAGCGGUUCACCUAACAUGGCUACUUGUGAACCGAGUGCAGAUCCUAGCCACACAGUACGCUGAACGCGUAGUGCAAAGUUUAGUGUUGAAAGUGCAGGAGAACGCAGGGGCCUCUAGCUUGCUCUUGCAAUGUGUUGCUGCGCGCUGCCAGGGGUGUCUCAAGGAGGAAUUCGCUCUAAACAUUUACAAAAUGCUGUCGUUGUGUCACGAAACUCAGUCCGGGGCUCUUGUGUUUCUCAUCUGUCGUAUUAUCGGCAAGCUGGAACCUGCUGUUGCUAUUCGGUACGCAAACCUGGCAAUAGAGAGAUGCAGACUCCUGAAAGACAUGUCCGUCGAAGACAUAAACGUGCAGCUUACUAAAGAGGACGUUCAAGUGGCUUUAGAGAUGCUACAGAGGGAGAAGGUCCAUGUUCGAUACUCUUCGCUAGUAAUGGAACUUAAUUCUCUGGCGUCAACGGUGUUCGAUCUGUCUCCGUUGGACCUGUCCCAAGACCGAGCCAUCAACCCACAGUACAUCGUCACGACCAACGUGGACGACCACUGGCUCGCUAACCAGGUUAAAGCCAGAUGCUGUCAAACCAACUGCGCUUUACCGAAGAUAUCCAAGCAAAAGGAGCUCGCUUCGCUAUUACUAAAUUUGUCAAAAGACGAGCUGUCAACUGUCAUCGCUUGCCCAGAAUUUGACAGGAAACUACUUAGCAACUUCUUCAAACUAAUAUGUGAUAAUUAUCUAAAAGAGUUUUUGGACGUGGCGUCCGCUUGCGAAAGCAAAGAGUUAGAGCGAGACAAUAUAAGAGAACAGAGAGAGAUGAUAAAACUACACGAAGAAAUGAUAUCAUCAAUGGAUAGUAAUAAAUUGAAUGUAGUCAACAGCUUGCAAGUUUUUAAAAAGAGUGACAAAGAAUCAAAAUCGCAAUUCUUUAUACCGGUCAAUGAAAAAGAGAAAUUCGGAAAUUUAGAGUUAACAGAUGAAGACACAGAAUUGAUUCCUCCACAGAUGUCUCAAUUAUACGUAGUCGCUAUAACCUCCUUGGACAAAAGUCUAUCUGAAAUAAUAAGGCUGUUUCCUAAGCAAAACCGACCUUUAAGUCAAUCUGAAAAUUUCAACUUAACUGUCGAGCAAACUAUAGAUAAAUAUACAAGGAGAUGCCAUCAAGUGUUUCAAGAUAAAUUAUUCUAUCAAGAAUUCAUUACAAUCCAAACGAUUUUAAAAGGAUUCUUAGAAUCCCUGCAAAGGACUUUGACUCUUAUAGACGAUACUGAUUGCGACUUGUUAGAGAAAUGCAUAGAGAACAUACUACCAGGAUCAUUAGCGAAGAAUAUAGCCAUUUUUUCUGUGAUAUCUUUACAGUAUUUGACAUUUUUGAUAAAGAAUAAAAAACUUGUAGAGAGUCCGGUGCACACUGAUGUUUCAUUCAGAGCUAAUGUCACUGUGACAGAUGACGUAGUAGUUGACAAUGUCAUAGUUUUGACAGUUGACAAUGUGGCAGAGGCGUUGGGCUGUAAGGAGAUAUGGAGCGGGUUAAAUUUUGACAGUAAUGUCAAUCGGACGCAGUCUGCGAUCAGCUGUUUGUACGCGAUUGUGAAGUAUCUAGUCAAGGACACCAAACCCAUAACACUAAAUAAAUACAUAACGUCCGACGAAGACCCUAAACCUGACAUAAUCAUCAUAGGAGACAAACUGGUCACCCUCAUAGACUACUGGGAGUCGAACUUAUGUACCGACGGUGCGAGUGAAGUGCUCGGAAAAUGCUAUAGGAAACCAAUUGAGAAGUUACUUGUCAGCCUGGCGAGACUGGACAUAGUAAGCAACAUGGCGCUCAUACCGCCCAUAGCCUGGUCUUCCGUAGAAGUGGUCUCCAAGAAGGACCAGCUACAGAAUAUCGACCUGCCACUCCAGGCCUUCCAGGAUAUGGACGUUUUGGAAGCCUUCUUAUUCAGAGUGAACCUAAUCGGUUGGUCAUCGAAGAAGCAGUUCGAAGAAAUUUGGGUGGUUCUCCUCGGCGCGUUGCAGGGUAACGGCGGGCAUUGGGCCGUGCGGGGAAUAACGCAGUUGCUGACAGGCGCUAGGUGCGCUAGACACGUGCCUAGAGACCUGGGCAGGACUAGCCGGGGAAUCCAGCGACUGCGCAACAUUCUAGUCGGCACUUCCUUCUUCUCUCAACUGGACACCAUUAACUUGGAGCGGAUCCCACUUCUGAACGAUGACGCGCCGAGCUACCAUUGUGCAGAAUACAACGCCGAUUACCUCAAACUGUCUGCAGACAUUACAGACUACGCGCCAUACUUCGUAAGAAAAGAAGUGAAGCGAGCGAGAAAGAACCGAGACGUCGACGUGAACAGCUGUUUACAGCUUCUAAUGGAUGUUACUUCUCAGAUGCUAGAUCCUAAGGCACCAACAGGCCUAGCGACCCGCCUGGCCCUGCUGACCAGCCUGGUAUACUGCAGCGACGUGUACAGCGCCGCGGCUCAGUGGCGGUGCGGCGCCGCGCAGCUCAUAGCGCUCAGCCCCGCCCAAGGAGAUAUCACUCAGUACAGUGCGGCCGGGAGGGCUCUACUCGCUGCCAUGCAACGGGCGUUGUGUGUGGAAAGGCAUGAUACGCAGGAACUCCAAACAGUCCACCAGAAGCUCCUGAAGUCCCUGGCCUCCCCCUACGCCCCGCUGCGUCAGGCGGCGCUGCAGGGCUGCCUGCUGCAGCUCGGAGACUCGCGGCGUGUCGCGCCCCAGCCCUCGCCCUCGCCCUCGCCCUACCAGGACCUGGUGACGCAGCUGGCGCACCACGUGCGGGCACAUCUACCACAUGAUACUAGGUUGUCGCUAUACGAGCAGAGCCUCUACUGGGCCGUUCUGUUCACUCUGAUAGAGCUCGGCCAUCCGGAUCUCAUAAAUAUCGCUGUGGACUUCGUCCUAGCCAAGCCUAGGCAUUACUGCAUAGAUCUAGUUGUCAAGGGCAUCUCAAACACAAUCCGACAACAGGUGCUGCCAAAAGAACUGAAAAACAAUGUGAUAGAGAAACUGACGGAAAAUACCAAGAAAUAUUCGGAGAGGCACGCCCUGAUGAUUCUUAUGGUGCAUCUGUUCUCAGCUGACAACAAACUCCUAAGCCCAAAACUGACCUCGGACGUGUCCAACAUGGACCCAGACAUUCUCAUGAACUCAAUGGAACGCAUAACCCUCCUCUACAAACUCUUACGCAAAUCCGAAACGUCAGAGACCAAGCAAAUAAUAACGAACGCAAUGAAAUACUUCUUGAGAGAGACGCUGCCGCCCGCGGCGACUUUGAGUCGAGUUGUGAUCGAGUUUCUGGAGACUUGUAAGGAGAGCGAGAGGGAGAAGAUGGCGGUGCUUAGUGAGAGGGAGAGGGGGAUAGAGAGUGCGGUGUUGAAUGCUGAAGUUGUUUUUGAGGUAUUCGAGACAUCAGUAACCCAAGACCAGCUCCCAGUCCUCAGCGGCUGGAUCUUCGAGGCUCUCUGCCAUCUGCUCCACGGCAAAAUAUCCCCAAACCUCCUCCCCUACACCCUACUAACACUCCUCGUCUCCGCUUCGUCCACCAAACACAUACGAAAGAUCAUUCCUCUAUGUUACUACAUAUUAAGGCUAGGUUUCCAUAAAUGUGCUGAUGUAGAUUUUGGGUAUUUCACUGAUUUUGUAAAGUGUAAGGAAGGGAUGAGUUUUAGUGAUAGGAGGUUGUUGUGUGUGGUUGCUAAGCAUUCGGGUUUUAGUGACGGGCAGUUGGAGAGGUUGAAAGAGCUUUGCAGUAGUAAUGAUUGUUUGAGUGAUGUUAUGAUGUGUUUGGAUGCUUAAGACCUAAUUUGCAGUGACGUGUUUUACUGUUUACAAGUAAUGUGGAGUUCAGUAGAAAAGACAAUGUUAACAAAUAUGACAGAUGUUGUUAGUAUUCGACGUUAUGACCUUGAAAUUUUUAUGUAUGGUUGUUUUUAUUGAAAUAUUAAUAACUAGCUUUUGCCCUCGACUUCGUCUGCGUGGAAUCAGUAACAGCAGCUAGAGUAAGUUUAGCGCCUGGAGAAAGUCUUAUAGCAAUCAUUCAAUUCGAGCAUAAUAUGCACACAAAUUAUCAGGCAACUCAUUAUCUCAAUUCAACCAUGAUUCCACCCACGAUUUUCGGGAUAAAAACUGUCCUGUGUCCUUCCCCGGAACUCAAACUAUCUCUAUGCUAAAUUUCAACUAAAUCGGUUCAGCGGUUUAAGCGUAAAGAGGUAACAGACAGACAGACAGACUUUCGCAUUUAUAAUAUUAGUAUGGAUUAACAUAUAUUUUAACUGUUGAUUAAAUCAUGGUUGUCAACAAAUAGUUCGAGAUUACGAAGAAAUAAAGGUAAAUUGAUUUGUUUAUAUUAUUUGUCUUUUCUACUGAACUCCGCUUUAGUAGUUACCGCAGCUAGCAUUGUAACAAAAUUAAACUUAAUGUCGAUAUGGUUCUCAAAUUUCGAUCAACAGUGUAUAAAAUACAUACUUUAUUCGCUUUAUUUUACUUUGAAAUGAAUGAAAUCGUGAAGGUUCUGGACUUAUUUUUGGGAUGAUACACUUAAUUAUGUACCACAUGUAAUUGUUUAUUAAUUUUGAUUAUUUUAACCUAUUUUUAGCUUAUGCGUUCUUAAUUAUUGUUAAAACUAUAUAACAAGGUGCCGAAACGUUGGGGUAAAAUUAAAUUAUAAAUAUUUAAAAACUGAAUGUGAGAAAUACAUUUUAUUUUGUAAAUAUGCCAAUUUCUACUGUUCAUGGUGAUAGUACAAAAUGCAAUGAAUAGGGGUACUGCAAUGUUCUGCCACCAGAGUGCAGCACUAGCCCCUUUAAUAAACCAUAGAGUAAUUUAUACAUACUGUGCCUUUAACAGUUUUUCUGACAAGUUUUCGCAGAUAAUUAAAUAUGACAUUGAUGCAUCAAGGCGGUUUGUUUUGAGAGCCUACCGGAAAACGCGAAUAUCAUAAUUUCGUGAUCUGCCUCUUUUUUUUGUUUUUAUUAUAAACUGAUCGGCGAUUGGCCCUAGUCACACCUGAUGGAAAGUGAAGACAGGGCCUAAGAUGGCUCUUUAUCGCUCAAAUGUGUAAAAGUGAUAGAGAGAUAGAUAACGAAAUUUCAAUUUCUUGUUUCGCGGUAGGCCCUCAGAUUGUGCUUGUGGCGCUCCCUACGCAGAGUUUUGCGUAAUAUUCCCUAUUAAGUAAAUGGAGUGAGGUUAUUUAAAUAGGCGUAAGUAACUAAAAAAUAUAAUAGAAAAAACACGUUACUCAAUGUGAAUAUUUGUCUUAACGUAGAACAAGCUAAACGUCGUUUUAGUGAAAUAUAUUUUUAGGAAUAUAAUAUUUACAUAAUUUUAACGUGAUUUUAACUAUAGCACAGAUUAUAUAAUACUAUAUAGUAACGGCUUCCAAAGCGAUACAGAUAUAGUUAAUACAUUUUUAAACAACUCUUUUUUUCUGCCUUCUCGCUAAAUAUUCUAGAAUUCGUAAAAAAGUGACAUUUCUUCAACCAAUAACGUCACUUGGCACUGACAGGUCAGUAUAAUAUUGGAAACAAAUCGAAUUAAUAAAACUCGAAUUCGCCUCAAGCAGGGCACACCUCGACUUAACAGAUUUUUUUUAAUCAUAUAAGACUUUCAUAAAUUAAUGAGGGCUAUCGUUUUUUGCUCACCAGUUGGCGCCUCUGUUGAUGGUGGUUCAAAAGAUUACAGAACAGCUGUCAGUCAUUGAAGUGACAAGUGACAUUUGACAUUUCGAACUAUGGAAAAGACCACCAUCUACACUAGCGCCCCUAGCAGCGAAUUCAUACGCGUUAGCGCUCAUUAACGCUGUAGCGCCAAGUUGAACUAAGUACCUACCUAACAUUUAAAAAUAAUAGCGUUUUCAUAAAGUCACAAACACAAAUUGAUCCAAGUUGAUUAGAUGGCGCUAGUUUAUUUUAGUGUAACCGAUAAGGAGGAAUAACAACUAACUCCGAUCUCACCAGCUAUGCUUAUAUGUAAAAUAGACUUUCGUAUAAUGGUAAUAAGUUGCAAACUCGAACGAAGAGACGUGUGAGAUGGGAGCUUUUUAAAAUUAUCUUUGACUAGUCCUUUUUAGAGACGAGCACUGUAGUGUUAGUAGCCUUAACGUUGUAUAAUUUGUAUAUUUUAUAGGAAAUUAUUAAGUAUGAAAUUAUGUUAUUUAUCACCGCUUCAGCGAGAAGUAAAAUAUAAUGAGAUUUAC
Molecule: messenger RNA, 11815 nt
Organism: Cydia strobilella
Lineage: Eukaryota; Metazoa; Arthropoda; Insecta; Lepidoptera; Tortricidae
Gene: htt
Product: huntingtin
Exons: 45
Coding region: 178-9417 (3079 amino acids)
Cellular component (GO): cytoplasm; nucleus
Source: RefSeq, a predicted model, not a curated record